Arachis ipaensis is the source of this 3336-nucleotide messenger RNA. RefSeq lists its product as uncharacterized. NCBI's taxonomy places the organism in Eukaryota, Viridiplantae, Streptophyta, Magnoliopsida, Fabales, Fabaceae. The record is from RefSeq and is a predicted model, not a curated record.
UUGUGUGCGUCGGCACAUAGCCUUGUGGCACUUUUUGAAUGAUAAUUCGAAAAAGAGACCCCUCUCGCGCUUCACUUUCUUCCAAACCCUUUCUUCUUCCUCUUCUCUGCAGCAACACCACCACUCAACCCAAACCACCACUACAGCCACCACCUGCGUCCGACCGCCACGCCACCACCGGCGACCACCGUCGCGCCCUCUCUCUAUCUCCCUUCUUCUCUUUUUUCUCCAUUUUCCCAUCUCCUUCCCCUCUGUACGCGACAGCAACCCCAGUCUCCGCACCAGCCGGCCCUAAUCUGCGUUCUUCAGCGCCGGCGAGCAACCACCCGCAGCGGCAGAUUUCUGUGUCGCUGCGACUCCGCCUCGCUCCUCUUCCUUCCUCCUCCCUUCUUCUACAUCGCAGGAUGCGUCGCAAGGGUAAGGAGAAAGCCAACCCCUUGGCUCCUUUCCCUGCACGUCCGAGCACUCAGCCGGAUACUUUCAUCAAUGAAACGGCCCAAGAACAAUACAGAAAAUUAGAAAAGAAAGCCUUCCACUAUGAAAGGAAGCUCAAUGUACCGAAUAAAUAUGCGGAACUCAUUCAUAACCGACUUGAUUUCUACUAGUGGAAGUUCGUAGAAUUUGACCCGGUGGAAAUUAAUGAACACCAGGUCAAAGAAUUCUAUGGAAAUCUGCUGAAGAGGGAGGCCACCACUGUUUUUCUGAGAGGUGUCACCCUAGACACCUCUGAUCAUGCUUUAGAGGCCCUCUUACAGAUUCUGCAUAUUUCUUUGGCCAAUGAUGCUUACCCUAAAAUAGUGAUGGACUUGACAUCGGGCAAGCUUUUAUUGGACGUGGUUCUGAAGAAGAUUGGCCUACCUGAGGCCCGCUGGGAAUACAACAGAGGAGAGAACGCAAUCCUGCAAAGCAUAGCGUGCUCUGACUUACAUCCUGAGGCAAGGAUCUGGCAGUAGAUCAUUGUCGAUUACAUCCUACCGAGCAUGCAUGCCACUCAUAUUCGCGUCCAUGUGGCCGUUCUUCUUUGGGCUAUUCUGGAGGGGAAGAGGAUUUCUGUUCUUCCCCUUAUCAGAGAUUCGAUGUGGAAGAUGACCCAGAUGCAGAAGUAUAACAUUCCCUUCCCUUCGAUGAUCAGCAGAUUGGCUACUUUAUCUGGGAUGGAGAGACGCCCGAUAGACCGGACGUCUGUCUUCCUGAGCAACCAGCCAUACCUGCCAUACGGGGAGUAUGAUGGACCGCCACCACAGAAGAAGAGGAAGACCACUGAGCCACCAUCAUCAGCAGAGUCUUCAGCACCUCCUGCACCUUCCGAACCCACACCCCUACUUCAGACACCUUAUGAGCUGGGUCGGGAGAUUCUUCAGGCCAUCCACCGCUUCGAGCGCCGCAACGCUCGCCGCUUUCAGUGGAUUGUGGCAAAGUUUGAGGGUAGAGACCCUGGGCUACCUCCUCCGGAUACACCAGAGCCCGAGCCUGAGACUGAGCCUGCAGCUGCGAAGCCGGCAGUCGAGCCAGCAGCUGAAGCUGGCCAGGCAGUUGAGCCCACUGAGCAGAGAGCCGAGGAUAGGGCUGAGGAGGCAAUAAUUCAGAGAGUUGAGGAGCCGAUAGCUGGAGUUGAGCCGAUAGUAGAGGUAGCAGCAGAGCCAACUAACCAUGCCGCUCAGGAGCUGGCAGCUGAGACCACCACAGAGCCGACCCGUGCUAUCAUUGUUUAUCAGCGUCAUCAGCACCUACCACCAUCAGCUGGUGGAGAUUCUCUGAGUUAACCACCCCCGGUCCAAUUUUUUGGCACGGAGGACCAUGCAUCAUUUAAGUGUGGGGGAGGAUCUACGAUUUUUUGGGUGUAAAUAUUCUCUCCUCAACACUUGUUAUUUAGUUUAUUUUGAAUUUUAUUAUGCUUUUGGUGAAUAUUUCUGGUACUUUGACUUAUGCACUACAUUUUAGUACUUUUUGUAUAUAUAUUAGUCGUUUCUAGUUAUCUUUAGUAUUGCACUUCUAUUUUGGUAUAUAUAGAGAUAUUGCACUCUAUUUUGUUUGGUAUAUAGUAUAGAUAUUGGUUGCGAUUGGAUGAUGUAUGUGAAUAGCAUAUGCUUAGUUCAUUUUGAUCCUAAUUGUUCAUGUUAAUUUUUUUGUUGUUGAAAAUUAGGAGAAGAACUAGGAAAUGUUGAAAAAAAUUUGCAUCCAUCACAACAUGCAUACAUAUAGGAAAUAAUUUUGGUGAAAAACAAUAAAGAUUUUUCCAAGAACUUUUGUUAUAGGGCAUUCUAUUGAAUUGAUUUGGAAAAUUGUUUUUUAAACCUGCUUGAAUGAUUUUUUUUAUGGAAGAUAGAAAAGGAAAGAACAAAUACCUUGUGAGCUUUGAGCUAUAUUGAGUGGUUACACAUUUUAACCACUAAAUUUGUUCAUUGUGUGUUAUACCUCUUCUAUGAUUGUGAUCUUGGUUUUGCUUGAUUCUUUAUUUCCAAUAAUUGAUGUUUUAAAUGCAUUAAGCAUGAUUGAUGCCAUCUUUGAUAAAAGCUUACUUUACCCAUAUGGCCUACCCUUUUACAUUUACCAUUGUUAACCCCUUUGAGCUUUAUUUACCCCAUUGUUCUUGAUAUUAGCACAUUACAACCUUAAGCAGAAAAUCAUGAUUUACCUUGAUUUGUAUCCUUGAUUAGCUUAGGUUAAGAAGUGUGUUAUAUUUAAGUGUGGAAAAAUUUUGGAAAACAUUGGUAGUGAAUGAAAAUGUUUAAUUAGGGUGCUUCCUUGAAAAUUUUGAAAAAUGGGAACACUCAUGUAUGAACUAUAUAACCAUAUGCAUUUACUUUUACUUUCAAAAAAAAAAUCAUCAACAAAGGGGACAAAAGUUGCCCCAAAAAAAAAAGAGAAUGAAUAAGGAAUGCAUAUGUGGUGUGAAUGAAAAAGCAUACAUAAGUGUUUGUGGAAAAGUAUGAUGGAAGGUUAGGAUUGCAUAUUUUUGUUAUUGGAUUGAUAAAGGUUGAGUUGGAUACUUAAACUAAUCAAGGAUUCAAAUCAAUUUAGUCCACUUAGCCAUAUCUAUCUUACCUUAGCCCUAACCUCAUUACAACUCAUGAUAAUUGCAUUCGGGCAUUACUUGUUUGUUAAUUGUUAGAUGAAGAGCGAAACCUUAAGAGCAUGAUUAGGAGGAGACUUGAGUGAUUAAACCCUUAGACACCGAGUGAUUAGAGUAUAUACACACCUAGUGAGGGUUCAAUUACUCAACUCUAUGUUCCCAUCUCUUUUGUCAUGAAUUCUUGCAAGUUGCUUCAUUUUGAUGAGUUGAAUCAAUUCUCUAGAUUUUGGUUGCAUUGGAUUAUUUCUUUGCUUAGCCCUAUU